AUGUAAGGAGUUGUUUACUCGAACAAUAAAUCAUCUUCAUCAUCAUCUUCUUCUGCUUCAAAUAGUAAAAAUACAGCAAGUACCAAGAAUGGUCCUAAUCAAAUUGGUGGAGCUAAAACAGCUCAAAAAUCUCAAUAGUACUUUGAUCAACCAAAGAGAGGAGAAGUUGACGAAUUGAGAGAAAUUCUUAAAAAGCACAUGUUUGAUAGAGAUGAAAAGAAGAAGAGAGAUCUAGUCAAGAAAGUUAUUGCAUACAUGACUUUAGGAAUUGAUGUAUCCAAGUUAUUCGAUUAAAUGGUCAUUGUUUCUUAGACAGCAGAUUUAGUUCAAAAGAAAAUGAUUUACCUUUAUUUGACUAAUUAUGCAGAAUAAAAUCCUGAUACUGCAUUGAUGGCUAUUAACACUUUCAUCAAAGAUUGUGAUAACAAAGAUCCCAAGGUUAAAGGUCUAGCUUUAAGAUCACUUUGCAGUUUGCGUUUUUCAGGUUCAUUUGAAUAUCUUAUUCCUGCCAUUAAUAAGGCACUUUAAGACAUUGACCCUUAUGUUAGAAAAACUGCUAUCAUGGGUUGUGUUAAGGUUUUUUAUAUGAAUCCUGAAGUCAUCAAAAAUAAAGAAAUUAUUGAUACUUUAUACAAGAUGAUUAAGGACCCUGAUGCUUUAGUUAUGUAAAAUGCCAUUUGUGCCCUUAAUGAAAUUUUAGCUGAUGAAGGUGGCAUCAAAACCUACCGUCAAAUGAUUAUUCACCUUUUGAACAAUUUGAAAAAUUUCAACAAUUGGGGUCAAACUAUUGUCCUAUAGCUUGUUGCCAAAUAUACUCCCAUCAAUGAAGAAGAAAUGUACGAUAUAAUGAAUCUAUUAGAUGAAAGACUUAAGCAAUCUUGUAUUUCAGUAGUUCUAGGCACAAUCAAAGUAUUUAUGAACUUCACUCAAAAUAAUUAAAAGAUUUACAAUUCAGUUUUCAAGAGAGUUAAAACUCCUUUGAUUACUUUAAUGUCCUCUACAGAAACAACAGGAUCUUUUGAAAUUACUUACCCUGUACUUUGUCACAUUAACUUAAUCACAUCAAAGGGUGGAGCUAGCUUCUUCUAGGAUGAUUUUAAAUAGUUCUAUUGCAAAGCUGAUGAACCAACAUAUAUUAAGUUUAUGAAGUUAAAUAUCAUAUCUAACUUAGCUAACGAAAUUAAUAUUGGUGAUAUCAUGAAUGAAUUGGGAGAAUAUGUUACUGAUGUUGAUUCUGAACUAGCUAAAGAAUCAAUUCGUACUCUUGGUAAGAUUGCAUGCAGAAUCCAAGAAAUGGCUACUCCCAUCAUUAAGUAGCUUUCUAAUUUUAUCAACAUGAAGUAAGAUUACAUCACCAAUAACACUCUUGUUGCAUUCCAAUAAAUCUUAAGAAAGUAUCCUCAAGUUUUCAAAGAAAUUGUUGAAUGUAUUCCUGAAUGUUUUGAUUAUGCUACUGAAACUGAAUCUAAGUGUGCUCUUUUAUGGAUACUUGGAGAAUUCAGCAAUUAAAUUACCGAUGCUCCUUAUCACUUAAUUAACUUUAUCUCUAAUGAAUAAUCUGAGCAUAUUGAUGUCAAACAAACUUAUUUAGUUACUUGCAUAAAGAUCUUCUUAAGAACUCCUGAUGAGAUGAGAGAUACUUUGGGAUAGGCUUUCUAAUCUUUCUUGGGUAAAGAUGAGAGCAUAGACUUAAAAGACAGAGCUGCCUUCUUCUAUAGAGCUAUGCAAGACGACAUCGAAGGUUUUAAGAAAAUAAUGCUCAAUGAACACUCUAACCCUGUUGAAAAAUAUUGUGAAGAAAAGGAAGAAUCAGAAGAAUAAACCAACUUCGAUUUCAAUACCUUAGCUGUCAUAUACAAAAAAUCUUAAGAUAAAUUCAUUAAGCCUUUCUCAUAUUUUGCUUUACAAAGAAAUAAAGAGGCUGCAGAAGAAAAAAUGGAUGAAGAAAAAUAAAAAGAAGAAGCUUCUGCCGAUGCUCCCACUCAAUAAGUUGCAGCAGAAACUCCAACUGCUGCAAAAUAGAAUACAGCUGAUUUGAUUGAUAUGGGAGAGGAAUAAAAUCAUUAAGCAUCUAACUAAGCUCAACAAGGUAAUUCUACUCCAUUAAAUUUGCUAGAUAUGGAUGAUGGAUUUGGUGCUCCUAAGUUAUCUGGACUUGAGGCUAGUGAUUUAGUCUUAAACUUUAGUGUUGAUCCAGAUGAUUACGAACCUGCUUGGAAUAGUCUUAAUGAAGGUGCUGUUAAUACAAAAUUGGUCAAUCCUGGCGUUCAUUUAACAGAAAAUGUUGUAGAAGAAUUAUUUAAAUAGCACAGAAUUUACAGUGCUGCAUAGGGUGAAGAAGACGAUACACUUAAAUUUUAUUUAUAUGCCAAACAUCAAUCAACUGGAAAUGUAGUUUAUAUGGAAUUCGAUUUAAAUACUGCCUCUAGAGUUCUUAGUCUUUGUACAAGAUGUGCUAAUGAAGAAAUUGCUGCUUUCUUCUCUAAGUUCGUUUUGGGAUUCCUUAAAGAUAAAGGAAUUAUAAACUGA
This is a messenger RNA of Tetrahymena thermophila SB210, 2529 nucleotides long. RefSeq names its product adaptin amine-terminal region protein. The transcript is spliced from 14 exons. Gene Ontology annotation, cellular component: membrane coat; clathrin adaptor complex. NCBI's taxonomy places the organism in Eukaryota, Ciliophora, Oligohymenophorea, Hymenostomatida, Tetrahymenidae. The record is from RefSeq and is a predicted model, not a curated record. Gene Ontology annotation, biological process: vesicle-mediated transport; intracellular protein transport.